Molecule: messenger RNA, 1672 nt
Organism: Zingiber officinale
Lineage: Eukaryota; Viridiplantae; Streptophyta; Magnoliopsida; Zingiberales; Zingiberaceae
Product: CBBY-like protein
Exons: 11
Coding region: 194-1318 (374 amino acids)
Molecular function (GO): hydrolase activity
Source: RefSeq, a predicted model, not a curated record
GACCCUGGUAUAUCUAUCUGUACACAACUCCUACAGCCUUCGAGGAGACGCAAAUCGUAUCUUAAGUCGUAUACGAGCGAUGGAUGGGUGGUCAAGGUGAAGAGACGAGAAGCCGGCGUCGCUCCACCACGCGCUGCCGCUGCUUCUACGUCUCUCUCGCCAUCUCACUUCUUCGGGUUCGAAUCUCCGGAAGAUGGCGGCGGCUGCCGCCCGAUGCCUCCUCGUCGGCCGCGCUCUCCUUUCGCCGUUAGUUCCUAGACUCGACAACUCCCGGAAUCCUGCCCCAUCGCCGCUUCCCUCCGUCUCCGCCUCGUCCCUCUUUGAUUCUGCCUGUUUUCCCUCAUGCAAAAACUUCACCUAUUCCAGAAUCUAUGCUGCUCCCCCUCGAUGUUCGUUGUCAGAUAUCAACGAAUCGAAUCCUGGGCAGGAUUUUGCUCUUCUUCUCGAAGUCGAAGGUGUUGUUGCAGACAUAUUUCGUUUAGGCAACCGUCAAGCAUUUAAUACAGCAUUUCAGAAACUUGGGCUGGAUUGUGCUAAUUGGACAGAACCAAUAUACGCUGAUCUGAUGAGGAAGGCUGCUGGUGAUGAAAAACGGAUGUUGAUCUUGUUUUUUAACAGGAUUGGCUGGCCUGCUUCAUUGCCUACAAAUGAGAAAGAAAUAUUCAUGAAAAAUAUUUUACGUGAAAAGAAAAAAGCUUUGGAAGAUUUUGCUACCUCGAGCAGCUUAACUUUGCGUCCUGGUGUUGGGAAUUUUAUUGAUGAUGCACUUCAUGAAGGUGUACCUGUUGUGCUGCUAAUAGCCUACAGCAAAUAUGGGGAGAAAGCAUGCAGGUCUAUUAUUGGCAAACUGGGCCAAGAACGUUUGCAAAAAGUAAAAGUAGUUGGAAAGGAAGAAGUGAAAAAUAGUUUAUAUGGACAACUUGUAUUGGGGAAAGGAGUAUCCUCUAGUUUGGAUGAGCUACUUGCUAAAGAAGUACGAAAAGCAGCUUCAAUGGAGAAGCAAAGGAUUGCCCAUGAUGUUGCAUCCAUUUUGAAAUUGAGUGUUGAUAUUGAUACCAGUUCAUCUGAAAGCUUUGAGGAUAUAAUUGCUACAUUACGAGCUGGAGCUGAGUAUGCAUGCUUACCUAUACAAAACUGUGUGCUUAUAGCAGGAAGCCAACCUGGUGUUUAUGGUUCUGAACGAGUAGGAAUGCCAUGUGUUGUUAUGCGAAGCGGUUCGACGGCAAGAGCAGAAUUCCGCUCUGCAAAAGCUGUGAUGGAUGCAUUUGGUGGAGCAGAUUUAACCGUAGCUAAACUUCUCAACAAGAAGUGGUACUAGUUGAUCUUUAUCCAUGAUCCCGACUCCGAAAACCCAAACCCAGGCAGUAGGGUUUUUCCUUGCGGUUUCCUGCCUGGGGCCCCUGAUGAAAGGUCCAAAAGUUGUAUGCACUAAGUAGUAACGCACAUGUAGCUUCUUUGUAAUUUUGUAAUUUAUGAACCCACUUUUCAUAGAAAACACUGGAACACUGUGCCUAGCUGUGUGUUCAAAUGACAGAAUGAUGCUAUUUUUUGUUACUUUCAGACCAAGCAGUUGGGAUGAUGUUUGUAUGUAGUCAUGAACAGUUUGUAACUGAAUAACCUCACAACCAUCUUACUGCCUAUACAGAUUUUCAUUCGGUUAAAGUUUGCUUAA